UCGUCUUCCCAACGUCCCCCCUCCCCCGACUGGUCUGCCGGUCAUGUGCACCUUCACGUGAUCCGCCCAGCACGGCCUGAUGGCGUAGUUGGUUAUCGCAUCUGUCUAACACACAGAAGGUCUCCUGUUCGAGCCAGGGUCAGGUCAUUUCUUUUUGUCCAGUCUGCCAUGAACAUCUAUCUGUAUCACCUGCCCACCACCGGGACCAUAUCCUUCGGCGACUUCUGCAUCGAUACCUCCCCAGAAAAGACCUAUGCACAGCACAUCGCAGAGGUUACUCAGGCCAGGGCCAACCUCCGAGCAGUUCUCAAGGAGAAUAAACGAACCCACGACUCGGAAAAGGAUUACCUUAGGCUCGUCAAGGUCCUCGAUGACUACCUCCCCCAGUUGUAUGGGAUGAUGACAUCCGUCGCUUCAGGUACCGUCUCUCUCCGUUUCGAACCAGUCUUCAGUUGGCGUACGACGCUCUCCUCACAGCUCCUCAACACUUGCCCCCGCGUCCCCCUCCCAUCUCUUCAUGCAGAUCUUGCAUUCUCUCUCCUCACUUACGGCAUGGCUCUCUCCAACUUUGCACGUCUCACCGUAAACGCCCUAGGAAACUACGAACACGAACCCGCCAUCUCGGGCAUCGAACGCAACGCAAAGGAUGAGAAACUCAGUUUCGCCGUGUCGCUCUUUUGCCGUGCAAGCGGCGUCUUUGCGCACCUCAGCAAAUCCGUACUUACCGAUUGGAACAAUGCAGGUGUAUCAGGACCUCGGCCCCCGGACUUGGCCACCGAGGUGUGUGCUGCGCUGAGCAAGAUGGCCCUAGCAGACGCCCAAGCACUCGCAGUCCGCAAGCUCCUUUCCCGCUCCGCAUAUGAGAGUGCACUCUCUCCUGGCCCCCCCCUUCCCAAAUCCCACCCCUCCACUGCGCUACUCGCCAAGCUCCACCUUGAAUGCGCAUCCUUGUAUAUAUCCGCUCGCUCACUUGCCCUGACACCAGGCAAGGUUCGUGCCACGCGGAAUGCCGCAAGUGAAAAUGGGAUGGGCGCCAGCGGGGAAAUCAUCGGUGAACUGACAAGACAUCUCACGGACGAAGCAGCUUUUCACUCGGCACUUGCACACAAGUGGCUUGGUGUCGACGCCGGUGAGAGUGGUGUUGCCACAAAAGGCGGGGAGGCGGUUGGGUUCCUGGCAUGGGCGAAGCGCGAGUUGGAGGAUCUGUGUGGAAGUAUUAAAGGGCACCUUUUGCGUAAAGACAGAACGCUUGGAGAAGGAAGAAGAGGGAAAAAAGAAAGGACCACUCACGAACUGGAGAGUGUGGAGGUGUUUUUGUCGCAUUACAAGAAAAUGAAUGAUACGAUAACAUUUCAACCUGUUCCUAAACAAUCGGACCUUCAGACAAAGAUUCCCGCAGGGCGGCUAGCUGUCUCGCCCAAACCUUACCAGGCCCCCGUUCCCGCGUUUGGAUCCACAGCUUCAGAUAAAGCGCGGUCCCUGGCUGACGCGAUGAAGAAUUCACUGAAUCUGGACGUCCCGCGCCGGACUGCUAGCGAUACCGACAGUGACAGUGACGAUGAACCAGUCAAGGAGCUGCCUAGUAGGAAGACGUAUGCAGGUGCUGGUUCAUACUUUUAGACUUCAAGGUGUAAUUACGCGGUCUGACUGC
Messenger RNA from Pisolithus orientalis, 1651 nucleotides. Its product is annotated as BRO1-like domain-containing protein. NCBI's taxonomy places the organism in Eukaryota, Fungi, Basidiomycota, Agaricomycetes, Boletales, Pisolithaceae. The transcript has 5 exons. Gene Ontology annotation, biological process: cellular response to pH. Gene Ontology annotation, cellular component: plasma membrane. The record is from RefSeq and is a predicted model, not a curated record. The coding region runs from base 169 to 1620 and encodes 483 amino acids.